Molecule: messenger RNA, 5294 nt
Organism: Megalopta genalis
Lineage: Eukaryota; Metazoa; Arthropoda; Insecta; Hymenoptera; Halictidae
Gene: Tip60
Product: Histone acetyltransferase Tip60
Biological process (GO): double-strand break repair via homologous recombination; regulation of DNA-templated transcription
Cellular component (GO): NuA4 histone acetyltransferase complex
Molecular function (GO): histone H4K16 acetyltransferase activity
Source: RefSeq, a predicted model, not a curated record
CGUCAGUGCCGUGAGAGCUUCAAAACAAGAUCGUGUUUGGUGGCGAGUUUAUUUGAUUUUGUGAUUGAUAUGAUCGAGGAACACGACGAACGUGAAACAAUAUGCGAUUCAGUGAAUUCAUUGGUGGAAGGUUGUCGUUUGCCGGUCAGAAUGCAUGGGACGGACGAUUGGCCCCUCGCUGAAAUCAUCAGUGUUAAAGAAGUACACGGUGUCAAGUGUUAUUAUGUUCACUAUGUAGAUUUCAAUAAACGAUUAGAUGAAUGGGUUAUGGAAGAUUGUUUGGACACUAGGAAAGUCCAAUAUCCUAGACGAGAUGGUACCACGCCAGGUACGGAGGCAGCCACUCCUAAAAAGCAACCGGUCAGUAGACCACCUAGCCCUAGCAGCCUUAGCAACGAACCAGUCAAUGGCCCCGCUGUUUUACAAGCGGCGCUGCAAAAGAAAAUGUCUAGAAAAAGAAAAUCGACGUUCAUUGAGAACGAAGAUUCUCAGGAGGCGCCGCCGCAAACACCUGGUCCCAGGCCGACUGGUUCGCUGGUUGCGCAUCACCACGAUGACAUUGUUACCAGGAUGAAAAACGUUGAGUUGAUAGAACUAGGUCGCCACAGAAUCAGGCCAUGGUAUUUCAGUCCAUAUCCCCAAGAAAUGGUGAAUCUGCCAUGCAUAUACAUUUGCGAAUUCUGCCUGAAGUACAGAAAAAGUCGGAAGUGUUUGGAGAGGCAUCUAAUCAAGUGCAAUCUUAGACACCCUCCUGGCAACGAGAUAUAUAGGAAAGGCUCGAUAUCGUUUUUCGAGAUCGAUGGCCGAAAGAACAAGAACUACGCACAAAAUCUCUGCUUGUUGGCAAAGUUGUUUUUGGACCAUAAAACGCUUUACUACGACACAGACCCAUUUUUGUUCUAUGUAAUGACAGAUUUCGACAGCCGGGGGUUUCACAUUGUCGGCUACUUCUCAAAGGAGAAGGAGUCGACGGAGGACCACAACGUAGCGUGUAUUCUAACACUGCCACCCUACCAGAGGCGAGGUUACGGCAAGCUGUUGAUAGAGUUCUCGUACGAGCUGUCCAAGUUCGAGGGUAAAACAGGUUCCCCCGAGAAGCCAUUGUCCGAUCUAGGAUUAUUAUCGUAUCGUAGCUACUGGGCGCACACGAUACUGGACAUCCUGUUGAACAUAAAGCCGCUAGUGGAAAACGAGAAGCCGCAGAUCACGAUCAACGAGAUCUGCGAGCUGACGUCGAUUAAGAAAGAAGACGUGAUAUCGACCCUACAGAACUUGAAUCUCAUUAAUUACUACAAAGGACAAUAUAUUGUGACGUUGAAUAGGGAUAUUAUCGAGCAACACGCGGCCGCAAUGGAAAAGAGGCAGAUCAGAAUAGAUCCUAAGUGUCUGCAUUGGACACCAAAAGACUGGAGUGUUAGGGCAAAAUGGUGAAGUGAUCGUUAGACACUGACAAUAAGACGAUGCUAAUUUUGUCUUGACAUUCUUUUCAGGAACCCAGGAAGUGACUGCGUAUGAUUUUUGUUAGCGGGUUGUACAAAAACGAGAGAGUGAGAGAGAGAGAGAGAGAGAGAGAGAGAGAAACAAAAAGCAAAACUGUACAUAGAAUAUUUUCGACCGGUUACGGGUCCCAUGCGUUUUAAUAAGACUGUGUCGGGCCAUUGUGGUCCGAGGCGAGACACUAAACGAGAACAGAGAACAAACAUGAAAAAAAAGCAAAGAGACUAUAUAAAUAUAUAUAUACAUAUAUAUAAGAAAAAUCGUUCACGAUAUAUGGCACGCGUAUGUCGCGGUUCACGAUGAAACUGUGAUCAAAGGAGGUUUCUUACGCGUGCAAAUUUCAGACGUGUCCGUACAUAUAUAUAGAUAACUAUAUAUAGAUAUAACGCUGGCUUAUGCGGCUUGAGUCAGAGAGCGACCUUUUAAUAUGGUGACUAGGAAUUUUUUAAAACAAGUACGCAUACGUAUUUGCGAUCGAACACGAUUUGUACAGGAACUCUACGAUACCGAACUUGUAGAAUUGUAAAUAAAUCUGAUUUUAUAACGCGCGCGCGCAUCAUUCUCCGCAUACACGAUCGCGACGAUUCUAGUUUUAACGAUAGCUAUUUCGACCUCGACGAACAGCUUGUACAGGUGUCCCCCCGCCCCCGACCCCCUCGAAUUUUUACAUUCUUCGGCCGUAAGGUAAUCCGACAGUUUUUCCCACGGAAAAGAGAUUAUUAUUAUUAUUACUAAUAACGAUGAUCCGAUUAGUACAACGUAGAACACAUGUACACAUAUUUGCACGACCGUGCACAGAGUUACACACACACACACAAACACACAGGGAGACAGACAGACAGAGAGUAUACACUACCUUUGACCGCCAUUGAUCGUUCAUCUGAAACAAAGAAACGAAAAAUUUGAUCUUCCACGGAGAUCAGGGAAACAAUAAGUUUAAUUGGACUCGCCUAUUAUCGCAUUAAGGAGAUACGGAGCUUUCGUUUCAUGUUAUAUUAUCAGCGGCUGUGUCCGAACAAGUACUCGAUCCGUUCGAUAAAACAGAAAAAGAAGACGUUAAUCGGUCGACCUGAUCCAAGAUUGUUCUACCAAAACGAAGAGUUACCUAUGAACCUGCGAAAUAAAAUCGAUAUUUUUCUCUGAAAGUGUGUAUUUUUGAUAGCGACGAACGGUAGCGUUAGCUGGAGCUACGAUUCUCGAUUGGAAGAGAUAGUGCGGGUAAACACGUGGGUGUUGUGUGAUGAUUGGGAGUAUGACGAGGUGGUUCCCCGUAAAACAAUGGUGGUGCGCAACGAGAGAAUACUUUAUUAGCAUGGUGCAUAUGAAAUGUUCAUUUAGCACGAGACAUUUCCCAAAAUCGUGAAGUUUCGUCCUCGAUCCGUUAUUUAACACUAAAACUACGGGUUUAUGCAUUUAUUAUGCGCCAAAGAAUUUUAUGCAUGUACAGCAUCUUCGAUCUCUUAAAGCCGAGUAUAGAAAUACGUUUAUGAAAUUUAUAUCUGCGUUUAAAUAUAAUAACAUUUCUAGGAGGAUCGGAAAAUUUGUUUUCGCCUUCGUUUUCUAUAAUUCCGCAUAAAAAAAAUUUAUAUAAAAAGAUUCACAAUGUAUAUAUAACUAAAAAAAAACUUGAAUAAACACAUUCGUACUAUUUUCAUAAAGUAUUGGGGUCCGUAGAUCUAGUGUUAAUUGCAAAAACUUUCCCGAUUUAAUUACGAUAAUUCGAACAUGUAAAGGAUCUCAAGAAUGAUUAAAUCUUGAAGAUCAACUUCCUUUAAUGACGCGCACAAGAACAUAACAUACGCACCUUAAUAUCGACCUCUAUCUCGAUCACGGUUUUCCACUCGUCUUCAAAAGAAACAGACUCGAUAUUUUUUUCAAAUACAGCAUCUUUUAUGUAUAUAUAUAUAUAUUUUUUAUAUUCAACAGUAACAUCACAGUAGCUUCAUAUACAAUAAAUUUUUUUUUUUUGUUUCGGUUCAUAAUCUCAUCCGCCAUUGUAUUCGUUACCACGCGAGCGUGACACGGCGAGUCCCGGAUCGUUUGCGCUGAUUUACAAAACUCUCUCGCUAAGGUCUCGGCGACGAAAAAUAGUACAGAGAGUGAUAGAGAGGGAGAAGGAAAGCCGCGCAAAUAUUAUUCGGGAUCCUCGGGACGACCGCCAGCAUUCCCCGAUACAGGUUUCACCGGCGAGACAACCGAGUAUCCGAGAAAUAAAUGCGAGCUCAGCGGGAACCGUCGCCGUCGUCGACGGGAAUCCGAAUGAUAUUGCUGACUCGCCGCGAAGCUGGCGGCUCGCGCACAACGAAACCGUUUUCGCGACGGUCACGUAGAACCCGAUCAUCGACGAAAGUAAUCGGCAGCCUCUCCGACGGCCAUUAUUGAAAUACCACCUCGGCCCUCUCCGGCUAUUAUACCUUAUCAACGAUAAACGCUUAAUAAAUACAGACUCGGAACUCAACGGAUUAUUUUCACACUCGCAACGCUGCGCAACACGCACGCACACGGCCAGUAAACACUCCAUUUACGCGGACUACGCCAAUUUCUUGCGAGUUAUUGUGGACCUUGCGAAAGUUUUUAUAGAACGAGCUUUGCAGAAGAGAACUGUUUCCAUUACAAUUUUUAAUGGAUUUUAUGUGGUAGACGAUGCACCAAAAAAUUGAUCUUUCCGAUCGUAGAGCACUGGUCGAUACUUUAUUUACCUAAAGCCUAUUAAUGGACUUUCUAAUUACCGCACAUGACAUUUUUCUUCGCAAUAAUCAUUCCGGAUGAAGUUAUUAUAUUAUGUUAAUCCAAAUAAUUCAGUUGAUUGUGGAUGAGCAAUCAACAACAAUUUAUUAAGAAAUUUUCAACUGUUGAUCGUCGACUUUAAAAUUACCUGUAAAUAGUAAAUAAGUGUAAAUAAGCGUUAAGUCGUCCUUCGUUCUAAUUUUCUUCUUAGCACGUGAACGUUUUUUCAUGGUGCAGCCAUUUUCUUUUUAGAAACACUGUGGAACGUUCGUUUUCUAUUUUAUGGUGUCGUAGCAUUCAUACAAUCUGUAUUAAUCUACGAGGAAAUAACUAUUGCAUAAAUUUGAUUUCUCUUUGUAAAAUUUGGCGUACGUUAAAGUAAAUGGAGUUUUACCGUGCACAUGCAUACACAGACACAGUACACACUCGCGGAACACACAGACUGAGCGAUCACUACCAUGUUGAUUGUAUUCGUGUUCCGCAGACAGAACCGAGUAUCUGGGUACUUGUGAAACACUCGAUGCACGUUAGCCUGAGGACUCGGGAUACACCGGAAACGGUAGUUUUACUUCCGGACCGAUCAGUCGUGAGUAUCAUAUGAACUAUGAAAAAUGGCUGGAUAUACUCAUGUAACGAAAGCAAGUAUUCGAAUAAAGAAUGAAACCCGAAACGAGCGUUGCUUUUGUCAUUUGUCAUUUGUUUGUUUCUGGUUUUUUCCGUGAUUGCGGUAGAACCUCCAUUACGCAAAUGGCGACCGAGGCACGGUCCAAUGUGUGGUUUCACAGUUUCCAGAGAACGGUGUUUCUCAAUUCCCCUCGAAUUGGAAUGGCGUAUUCGUACUAGGCUGACGAGAGGCGCUUAAUUAAUUAAAGUAUCAACAUCGUUCGAAUUCGUACAUACUUAUAAUCUUUAUCUGUAAGAUAAAUGUUUGAUCGAUCGUGUUGAUAUCGAUUCGCGUUGAUCUACCUCAGUUUUGUUCAAGAUCGUUCUCAAGAAUCGAUGAAAGUUGAAUGUUGAAUCGAUAAGCAUUGUUUCGAACAUUAUUAUUGAAUAAAAUGUUUUUUCUGCGA